Seminavis robusta is the source of this 1392-nucleotide messenger RNA. Lineage: Eukaryota; Bacillariophyta; Bacillariophyceae; Naviculales; Naviculaceae. The record is from the annotation of a GenBank genome assembly.
AUGAAGGGCGAGAAAGAUGUUCUGGAUGUUCUGGAUGUUGUAGCUGCUCGACUGAACCAUCACAGCAAUCAUAGCAGCAUUGCUACUAUCGGUAUGAGACUGAUAAACGGUAUGAGUGCUGAUCUGGAAGGUAAAGACAUGGAAGUGGAAGCACAGAGAAGCAAACCACUCAUUGGUGACAUCACUACCAGUGACAACGAUCACAGCAAUAGUGUUUCUACUAACGGUAGGAUCACAAGUGCUGAUCUGGAUGGUAAAGCACAGACCACAAAACCACUCAUUGGUGACAUCACUGCCGGAGACAACAUCAACCCACGUGAUCAGUGUGUCCUGGGGGAUACCGGUACAGAAGCAAUGGUAAGGCCAGUAAAUUCGCAGCUAGAGAGAGCAGUUGUAGUUCAGCUAGAGAGUCUCCCUGGUGCCUAUGCUGUUGCUCCCACUCCUACUGGUAUCCCAGCAGAGGUGGAUACCAAUCGUGAUGUUUUAAUACAGCAAACAUCAGGCAGCAGUCAUACUGUAGCCCUGGACGAGGACCCCACUGCUGUUGAUGUUCCUAAUCAUAAUCAUGACCAUGACCUAGCAGUUGCAAAUAUGGUUCCAGAGGACACUCUGCAGUCCACAGUGGACCUGCCUCAAGCACAAGGUUUUGAUGCUGUCGAAUCGGACAGGAGGAGAGCCAGGAGGGCCAAGCAGUUCCAAACCAAGGUAUUUUCUGUAAGCUGUUUUGUUUUGAUUGUGAUUGUUGUCAUUCUGGUAGCAGUGGUUUUGACCCGAAGCAAAGAAGUAGAAUUACCCUCAGAUGACUUGGACUUGGAAGAAAAUGAUCUGGAACCUGCCACCGAGAUACCUUCUCCUGCCCCCACUACACUGCGUAGCAAUAUCCUCGCCUUGCUCCCACAAGACACCAUCACGAUCCUCAAGGAAGAUCCAAAGUCUCCCCAGUCAAAGGCAUUGGAAUGGCUGUUGGAAGAUGUACAGUAUCUUGCUCACUAUGAGGAUCAAAGAAUUGUACAAAAGUUUGCCUUGGUCACUCUCUUUUAUGCUACAGACGGCCAUAGAUGGACUACCAACACCAGCUGGCUCAGUCACCAUGUCCAUGAAUGCAACUGGUUCAAACAUCAAUCGUUCUCUCUCCGAGAUUUUCGAUCCAAAUUCUUCCCUGGAUACUUCAAAGAAUUCAAGAAUAUUUCCGGUGCUCCAUCCUGUCACAACGACACUGGUUUGUACCAGCAUUUGUGGCUAGAUCAAAACAAUUUAGUGGGAUCUAUCCCUGAAGAGCUCUUUCUCUUGACUUCCCUCAAAACUCUCUCCAUUGGGAGAAAUAGGAUUGAAGGAACCAUCUCUACAAGAGUGGGACAACUAGUUGUCCCACCUUCAAGGAUUGGUCAUUAA